Messenger RNA from Naegleria lovaniensis, 699 nucleotides. RefSeq lists its product as uncharacterized. The record is from RefSeq and is a predicted model, not a curated record. The transcript has a single exon. NCBI's taxonomy places the organism in Eukaryota, Heterolobosea, Eutetramitea, Acrasida, Naegleriidae. The coding region runs from base 1 to 699 and encodes 232 amino acids.
AUGAUAGAAUCUAUGAAUGACACUUUCAUUACCAAUAACACAACAACGUCCAUGAGUGGUCCAUGUCAUCCACUAUUACUAAAUUUGGGAUCUCUCAGCAUGGAACCGUUCAAUGCAACCAUUUCGAAUGGACUCUGUCCCGAAACUGUAUUCAGUGUUUCCCUUUCAUCCUUUGAACUAUUCAUAUUUACCAUACUUGCUCCAUUAUCAGUAUUGGGUUUAAUUUGGAUGAGAAAAAGUCGUCAUUUACAAGCAAGAGGACUGUUUACCUUAAUUUGGACCACCCUUUCAUGUGCGUUUGGAAUUGUCUUUCCAACAUUGAGAUGGGCCAUCGGAAGAAAGAUUUUCCCUUGCGGCUUGUAUAUUCUCAUUAUAUUUAACAUUCCACAAGUAAUUUCAUUGCCAUGUAUUUGUAAAUGUUUAGCUCUGUAUGCGAAAUUUAAAUUGUAUCGAUUGUUGGAUGAAAAGAAACAACUUUCAAAUUGUGAAAUAAGCAGUGAUGUGGUGGACACUGUUUCAACAAACACAACCACAGCAGCUUUCCAAGUGGAUGUGACACAAAACAACAAGAUUCCACGUGCUCAAUCUCUGGACAUUGUUCAAACACCAAAAUCUCAAUGUGAUCACACACCAACUGUCACUUUUCAAUCUCCUUCGACAACAAGGAAUCCAAAGAUCCUACAGCGUUCAAUGAAUUGA